AUGGACACUAUCAGACAACUCAACAUGACCAAGAGUGCCUACAACAGUUUCGAAGUACAGUGGAAUAGCCACAGAACUGCGCUCGCUGUGCUCUUUUCCAACGUGAGGAACUCCCAAAGGCUACAUGAAAGGGCUGAAGGAAAUAUCUUGCUUAUGAACGAUAUUAAGCAUGAGUAUGCAGUGACAGCUGGUCAACUCAUUUUCCUCAACUCAAGAGAUUCGCCUAUUACUAGUGGCUAUAUAACUGGCUUGACGCGUCAGCUGGAAGCAAAACUCAAUGAACUCGAGCGACUAUUUCCUCAGUUAAUUGUCCAUGGAGGAAGGCCGACAACCUUUGGACACACCACAAUGCAGCAAUACUUUGAUGCAAUUAAAGAUGAAUGCCACAAAAUAUUGGUUAAAAUCUUAAGACAACUAAUUUUUUCCAUUCUCAUGAACGAUAAUGAGCUUCGUAGGCCCAAUUCGACUGGAAUUGAUAAAGCUGCUAGGCUGCUAGUAUCCAUUGCCUCCUCUACAAAGAAGGCUGGACUAGUAGUAGAUAGCAUUAACAAUUUUGUCGAUAGAAACUUUGGAGGGGAUCACAGUAAAAAAGUGCCCAGUGUCGCAAUUGAGCUGCAAAGGCUCAGAAACAAUCAAGAUGCUGAUUUCUUGAGACUGUCUCAAGGAAUGAAAGACUGGCAUACCCUUAGAAAGUGUGUCGAGGAAACAUCAAUUCUUGUUGAAGAGGCACAGAGAUACGAGCAGAACUUAAUCGCUCGUAUUGAUGGCAUCUAUGAAGCUGCUCGCUAG
Molecule: messenger RNA, 789 nt
Organism: Mucor velutinosus
Lineage: Eukaryota; Fungi; Mucoromycota; Mucoromycetes; Mucorales; Mucoraceae
Gene: SKI2
Product: Antiviral helicase ski2
Exons: 5
Coding region: 1-789 (262 amino acids)
Source: RefSeq, a predicted model, not a curated record